Manis javanica (Malayan pangolin) is the source of this 868-nucleotide messenger RNA. It is a transcript of the gene APOM, whose product is annotated as apolipoprotein M. NCBI's taxonomy places the organism in Eukaryota, Metazoa, Chordata, Mammalia, Pholidota, Manidae. Gene Ontology annotation, biological process: high-density lipoprotein particle remodeling; high-density lipoprotein particle clearance; cholesterol efflux. The record is from RefSeq and is a predicted model, not a curated record. Gene Ontology annotation, molecular function: phospholipid binding; lipid carrier activity. Gene Ontology annotation, cellular component: high-density lipoprotein particle; low-density lipoprotein particle; very-low-density lipoprotein particle.
GAGGGGGAGGAUGGCCCAAACACUAAGUAAUCCAGGUUUGGGCUGGAAAACAAAGUUGAAGUUACUCAUUAGCAGGUGAAAGGGUCAAGGGUUGAGGCAAGGGGCUGGGAGCAGAGUGGACUAAGCAGCCAGCAGGGGAGAGAGCAGCUAAGGCACCAGCCACUCCACAUAGAACACCAGCUCCCUCCUGCUGGAAGAUGUUCCACCAAAUUUGGGCAGCUCUACUCUACCUCUAUGGCAUUCUCCUUAACUCUAUCUACCAGUGCCCUGAGCAUAGUCAACUGACAACUCAGAGUGUGGAUGGGAAAGAGUUCCCAGAGCCCCACCUGGGCCAGUGGUACUUUAUUGCAGGGGCAGCUCCCACCAAGGAGGACUUAGUGACUUUUGACCCUGUGGACAACAUUGUCUUCAACAUGGCUGCGGGCUCUGCCCCCACGGAGCUCCAGCUUCGCGCUACCAUCCGCACGAAAAAUGGGCUCUGUGUACCCCGGAAAUGGACCUACCACCUAACUGAGGGGAGCACAGAUCUCAGAACUGAAGGCCGUCCCGACAUGGAGACCAAGCUCUUCUUCAGCUCAUGCCCAGAUGGAAUCAUGCUGAAAGAGACAGGCCAGGAUCGCUCACCACACCCUCCUGAGAAGUGCGUGGAGGAAUUCCAGUCCCUGACCUUCUGCCUAGAGUCCAAGGCCUUCUUACUAACUCCAAGGAAUCAAGAGACCUGUGAGCUGUCUAGUAACUGACAUAUGGCUGCAGCUGUGCCCCCAGAUGGAUAUAGUAGGAGCUGAGAUAAUGGGGAGAGGAGAACCUGGAGACUCCCAACUCCCUCUUAAGAAUAAUAAAGAUCAUUUUUCAAUUGGGGUUUAUUUCC